AUGGGCGUCUUCUCACAGGUGUACGCCAUCGUAUGGAAAGACGUGUACGUGCAGGCGAUCAAACGACACUACCUCGUCACCACAUUCGAGGUGGCCAUGAUCUUCCUCGCGUUCCUGGGCGUGGAGCGCGACCGUCCGCAGGUGGCGCCACCAACCCCGUGCGCCAAGCCACCCUGCCUCCGGCUCAGCGCGCCCCGCGACUACCCCGAACGCAACGAAAGCGAUUUCAGGGCACCCCAGCUGAUCCUCUACGCGCCGCGAGAACCCAACGAGAAGCUCGUCAAGACCGCGUUUCCCGCAGGCGGCCGCGUGAGAGCUCUGGGCUACGACACCGAGGAGGACCUGCUGCGCGCCUUCUACCACUUCAGCCCGAGGCCCAAGCGCGGGCCCGAGCAGCGCGUCGUCGCACUCGUCUUCGGCGAUACCCGUGGCAAGGGGAAGAACGACCUCGAGUUCACCGUUCGCUUCUUCGACGACGCCCACUACAUCACGCGACGCAACAAGGUGUUCGCGCUCUUCAGCACGCUGCCCAACCCGGUGACGCAGCGCGAGAGCGUCGCGUACUGCCAGAUCGCGCUCGUGCGCGCCAAGACCGAGCUGAUGCGUCAGGCCGGCGGUGAGGAGACCGCCGCUCGGCGCGCGUACCGAAUGACGACGCGUCGGUUCAGCGAGGGCCCGCUACCCGAAGACGCCCUGUCCGAACUCUGGAUCAUGGCAGUGCGCAUCGGCGUCGGCUACCUGGUCACCUUCUGCACGCUCGUCGGACGGCUCGCCGAGGAAGCGCAGACCGGAAUGCGCGAGAAGCUGCGACUGGCCGGUCUGCACGACGCCAUAUACUGGCUGGGACACUUCAUGGCCGCCAUGUUCAAGGGUCUCGUCAGCAUCGCCUGCAUCAUGGGCUACAUGACGAUGGUAGAGAGGGAGGAGAACGGCCGGACCACCACCUUCCUCGAGGGCACCAACAAGAUCGUGGUGUUUGUGUCCCUGGUGCUGUUCAGCUUCCAGUACGUCACCACGGCCAUGGUGCUGUCGCUGUUCUUCGCCAACAACACGGUGGCCAUUCUGUUCGGCAUGUGCUACUGGAUAACGGCGUACGCCGCGCCCUGGCUGGCGCUGGAAGAUUUCGACGGCCUGUCGGCGCACUACAUCAUGCUCACUCGUUCGACCAAACUAACGACUUCGCUGCUGCCGUGCAUGGCGCUGCACUGGUGCUACCGCAUCAUUGGGUGCGCCAACGUGGUCGAUGAACAGUACAGCCUGUCAUCCGUGUCUAAGUACGUGCUCGAGCUGGACAACGUGACCAUGCUGGAGAUCUGGACUGUGAUGGUCGCGUACAGCGCGCUCAUGUGCGUCGCCAUCUGGUACCUGGGCAACGUGCUGACGUGGGCCCGCGGGGUGCCGCUGGCUCCCUGGUUCCCGGUCUCCUCAUCGUACUGGCUUCCCAGCCGCCAGGGUGCAUUCGAGAAACUGCCUCCGGCAGCACAGGACGGCGUCCACUUCGAGCAGUACCCGCCCGACAAGGAGGAGGCCGUCUUCGUAAACAGACUGGAGUACGAGAAAGAGCACACGCACGUCCUUCGCGACACCAACUUCAAGGCGUAUCCCAACGAGCUACUGGUGGUGAUCGGUCCAAGCGGGUCGGGCAAGUCGUCACUGGUGAGGAUCGUUACCGGCAUGCAGAAGCCCAGCGGCGGUCAGGUCAUCGUCGAGGGCUUCGACGUGACCAGCCAGACUGCAAGCGCCCGCGCCAGCAUGGGCGUCGUGCUGCAGAGAGCAGUGCUAUUCGACGACCUGACGGCCUACGAGCACCUGCUCUUUUUCGGAAGACUUGGAGGCCUGGUCGAUGAGGCGCUGGUGCACCGCGCCGUAGUAGUGACAGAUAUGAUGUUACUGACCGAGCUCGCCUCUACGCUCACAUUCAACAUGACCACAUCGGCCAAGAGGCGACUAGAUCUGGCAAUUGCCAUCCUCUUGAACCCAAGGGUGCUCAUACUUGACGAGCCCGUGUUCGGCAUGGACAUCGAGUCCCGCUACAAAGUACGGGAAGUGUUGAACAACGUCAAGCAGAAGACGUGCGUCGUGGUGACGACGUCGGACAUCGACGACGUAGGCACGCUGGGCGACCGAGUCGCCAUCCUGGGUCAUGGAGGUCUGAAGUGCUUCGGCACGCCCGCUUUCCUGCGCUGGCGUUACGGCUGCGGCUACAAUUUGCAUGUCACGAAGGCGCCCAACUUCCAGACCAAUCGUCUCGUCCUCGCGCUCAGGGAGGCCUCCAAAGAUGCGCGCCUGCUACAGGACCACAAGCGCUUCGCGAUCAUGAGCCUGGGAGAGCAGCAAGACUACGGCCCCGUGUCGGACGCGCUGCUGAUCGUCGAGCGCAGGCAGGCUGAGUUCGCCAUCCAGUCGUACAAGGUGUGCGUCACCACCAUGGCGGACGUCUUCCUGCGCGUCGUCAUGGAGAUGGACGCCGGCAGCCUGGAGAGCAAGCGGCGCGCCGCCGCGCUCAACAGGAGCCGCCAGAGCAGCGGCACGCAGGGGACGGGCAUGACUGGCACGCAAAUGGUCGAGCACACCGAGGGAAACAUGGUGAUGCCCACCGCGAACGUCGGGGGCCUCACGCACGAGGAGCUUGACAAGUACGAGUCGUCGGUGGAGAUCGCGCAGCACGUGCACGCGCUGAACGACCUGGCGGCGGGCAUGCCCCGCACCGGCCAGAUCUUCCUCGCCAUGCUGUUCAAGCGGCGCCAGUACAUGCGCCAGACGCUGUCGACGCCGCUGGCCUGCUGGCUGCUGCCUUCGUUCCUCAUGUUCCUCGUGUGCCGCUACGAGGCCGGUGGCCAGGAACAACUGGCGUUGCGCUUCGGGGCCGACCGGCUCGUGUACGACCUCGGAAGGCUGCAGCCGCACACGGACGUCUUGCUGGCACGCGACAGCGCAUCCUCCGAGGUGGUGUGGUUAGAUUUCGUGAUCAUGAUUCUCGCUUUGCGUCAGUCCGCGCCGUCCGACCAUGAAUUGCCCGAUGUCCGCCCUCCGCAGCUGGCCGACUCUUUCUACCGGCCAUACGCCCACUCCAAGUCACUCACUGUGCGCACCGUGCCCAGCAUGGACAAGUACAUGGCGAAGCUCAAGCAGGACAGGUCGGCCCCCAUGGACGCACUCGCGGGAGCGCAGUUCGUGGCCGAAGACGGAGGCGCCGCCAAUGCUGCCGGCGGGCGGGCGGUCGUCUGGUACCACGGCGACGCCUAUCACACGCAGUCGGCGUCGGCAAACCUCAUUGGCACAGCGCUGCUGCGCUGGGCGUCAAACGACCACACGGCCUCGAUGCUGUCCAUGCUGCUGCCGAUGCGGCGUCACAACUACAGCAUCUACUCGCGAACGCUGCGCCGCUACGACGUGGCCGAGGAGCUUCACAUGGUGCUGUCCCAACGCUUGAUGCGGUUCAUGUUGCUGCCGGCGGCCAUGUCGGUAACGGCGGCCAGCUUCGUGCUGUUCGCUAUCGAGGACCGCGUGAGCAAGUCCAAGGAGAUGCAGCUCCUGUCGGGCGUGCCCCCUCUGGUGUACUGGAUGGGCAACUACGUCUGGGACAUGCUCAUGUCCCUCAUCUCGCUCGUCUGCAUGUUCUUCCCGAUCACGCUGUGCUUCCCGCAAUUCAUCAGCGUAGCUCCAGCCGUGAUAAGCAUCUUCUUGGCCUACGUGCACAGCGUCUUAGCGUUCGUCUACUGGUUCUCCUUCUUCAUGGACUCCACGUUGGCUGGCUUCAUCCUCGUCAACAUCAUCACGUCUCUCACCGGCACGGUGGCCGGCCUGACCUACCAGCUGUCUCUGAUCGGGAAUGAGAAGGGCUCCGAGCUGCUGAUGUUGGACCCUCCGCGGGACCUGCUCCUCUGGCUGCUAUACCUGCUGCCGCCUUUCUCAUACACCUGGGCGCUCAUCAAGACCAUGGAGAAGCUGUCCGAGGAGCCCUACUGUAUCGGCGACACGAUCGACGUGCGCGACGUGUGCGCUUACGUGCACAACAGCCUGGACGAAGGCGCCGUGCUGCUUCCGAACCUGCGCUACUGCUGCGCCAACUUCUACGCCUCCAACAUGACCAGCGUCCGCUUGCUGCCGUCCUUCUCUUUUCACAGGUAUUUGAGAGCUCCUUAUGUUGCGCCGCUCUACCAAGUUUAUUUGCCGCUUUGCAAACCUCGCUACCGGCCGGCACUCCCCUUGUGUGGCCCUCUCAGAGAUGGCAUCUUGACUGAACUGCUGGUGAUGCUGGCCGAAGGAUGCGUUCUGCUCCUGCUCUUGGCGCUGUACGAGAAAGGCUUCUUCCGCUCCUGGGACCCCGGCCGCGUAGAUGAAGUCGUGGCAGCUUCCAGCACGAUCUCCGCCAAGGACGUGCCUGUAGACGUGGCAACCGAAGCCAGGCAUGUGCACAAGGCCAUCGCGGCGCAUGACCUGAACAAGCCGGCACUGCUGGUGCUGGACCUGAACAAGCAACUGCAGUCGAUUUCCGUGCUACGCGGCCUCACCUUCAGCGUGGAGCCCGGCGAGGCUCUGGCGGUGGUAGGCCUGCGCGGCUGCGGAAAGUCCACGUUGCUCGACGUGCUCUCGGGCAGCACGCAACCCACCUCUGGCACGGCCCUAAUUGGGGACGUGCCAUUGCAGAAUCGGGCCGAGUGGGAGCAGCGCAUCGGUGUCUGUCCCUCGCACGACAGCGUGCUGGGCCGCCUCACGGUGCGCCAGACGCUGCAGUUAUAUGCGAACAUCAGGGGCAUUCGGCCGCAAGACAUUGACCGCCUCCUGGAACACCUUGUCCUACUGUUGAACCUCACACAAUCCGUCGACGAGACGACCGAGUCUUGCGGCGCCGUGACGCGCCGCAAGUUGGCCGUGGCCAUUGCCAUCAUCGGGCUGCCCUCCGUAGUGCUGAUGGACGACCCAGCCACCGGGCUGGACCUGAUGUCCAAGCGCAAGAUCUACCGCACAGUCGCCCUGCUCCGCCAUCUGGUCAAGUCGGCCGUUCUCAUUGUGACGCACAGCGUGAGCGACUGCGUCGUCAUGUCCGACCGCAUGGCCGUCAUGCGGGAAGGCCGCUUCCAGUGCCUCGGCGCCGUGAACGAACUGCGCGAGCGCCUCUCGGCCGGCACCGUGCUGCUCGUCAGGCUUGCACUGGACAGCAGCGGCGACGCGGAGGUGCUUAAGCUGGUGCACAUGCUCGUGCUCAAGACGUUCCCCGACGCCAAGUACAACGGCUGGCUUGGCCGCUCGCUGGAGUAUGCGGUAACUCUCUCGGCGCCCUGGAGUCAACUUGUGCUGAGGGUUCGCGAUCUGCACUUGCAGAUGGUCAAUAACGUCACCGACGUCGUCCUCACAGACAUGACGCUUGAGCUCGGGCUGCUCAAGGUGGUCAAGUACCAAAAGCCCAAGCGGGCUUCCACGCCGGCUGAAGACGUUGUCGUCUAAAGACGUGCUGUGUAGAUUAUAUCGCGGCAUAUCUCACGAUUGCUGCACGAGGAGCGCACCCAAGCGGAAUAAAACUUUAUUAUACUGUUUGAAAGGAAGAUGCGCUCUCACACUGCCAUGUUUUUGUACGUACGACUGGCACUUUAUCACAGCACUUUGAAGUCAAGCUUUGUUAGC
Molecule: messenger RNA, 5625 nt
Organism: Dermacentor andersoni
Lineage: Eukaryota; Metazoa; Arthropoda; Arachnida; Ixodida; Ixodidae
Source: RefSeq, a predicted model, not a curated record